AUGACCCUGCUGCUGCGGCAUUCCCUGCCUAUUGCAGACAGCAGGAAAAUCCUCCUGCAGUUUUGUCAGAGCUUUUUGGCAGGCUGCACGGCCAGCUGUGGUGCCGUGGCCCUCACCAACCCGCUUGAUGUAGUUCGCACGCGGCUGGAGCUACAGGGGGAGCUGGCCAAGGGGGGCGCGCAGAUUUAUCAUGGCGCGAUAAGGGGUCUGGGCAAGAUGGUCCGACAGGAGGGUCCGACGGUGCUGUUUAGGGGCCUCAAACCGGCCUUUGCCUUUCAGAUUGCCGUGAACGGGACGCGCCUCGGCACGUUCAUUCCGCUGAGGAAGUGGCUGGUAGAGCAGACAAGGGAGCAUGAAGUGGACCCCUUCUUCAUCAGUCUGCUGGCCGGCUCGCUGUCUGGCAUGGUUGGGGCAGCCAUUGGCACCCCGUUUCAACUUAUCAAGACCCGCAUGCAGGCGGCAGCCAGCGGCGCAAUUCGACAGCCGUACCGAGGUUUGGGCCACGCACUCGCGAGCAUUGUUGCCAAUGAAGGCGUGUUUGGGCUGUACCGCGGCGCUCAUCUGAAUAUGGUCAAGAUUGCAGUGGCGUCCGCGAUUCAGCUGGCGGUGUUUGAUGGUGUCAAGGCGCGCCUGCACCAGGAGCAGCAGUGGGGCCGUGAGCACCCUACCGCCGCGCUCCUAGUCUCAGCCAUGUGUGCGGGGCUGGCGGUCACGGCCGUCGUCCAGCCUGUGGAUGUAAUCACCACGCGUCUCUGGAAUCAGCAAGUUGUGAAUGGCGUGGGCACGUUAUACCGCAACGCCUGGGAGUGUGCGGCGAAGACGGUGCUGGCAGAAGGCCCGCAGGCACUCUACAAGGGCUGCACAGCGCACUUUCUGCGAGCAGGGCCGCACACAGUGCUUACGCUCCUGCUGCUGGACCGCAUGCAGCGUGCGCUGGGCCUGCAUCCGGCGCAGCAACCAGUGGCAGGCGGCGCCAAGCGGCCGCCGCUUGGCAAGUGA
Messenger RNA from Chlorella variabilis, 999 nucleotides. RefSeq lists its product as hypothetical. Lineage: Eukaryota; Viridiplantae; Chlorophyta; Trebouxiophyceae; Chlorellales; Chlorellaceae. The transcript has 4 exons. Bases 1 to 999 code for a protein of 332 amino acids. The record is from RefSeq and is a predicted model, not a curated record.